Molecule: messenger RNA, 1298 nt
Organism: Clarias gariepinus (North African catfish)
Lineage: Eukaryota; Metazoa; Chordata; Actinopteri; Siluriformes; Clariidae
Gene: rab9a
Product: RAB9A, member RAS oncogene family
Exons: 2
Coding region: 164-772 (202 amino acids)
Biological process (GO): Rab protein signal transduction; retrograde transport, endosome to Golgi
Cellular component (GO): late endosome; lysosome; phagocytic vesicle
Molecular function (GO): GTP binding; GTPase activity
Source: RefSeq, a predicted model, not a curated record
GGCGCCCUAACCUCUCUGGUCUCUGGUCAUAUGAACGUGAAGGGAGAAGCCCGGGGCGCCAUGACUUGGAAAAAUCCCCACAAGACUGGAGGAAUGGCGCCGCACACAGAGCUCCUCGGUAACCGUCUCUAAACUAAAGAGGUUUUGCAGUCAUUUCCUCACCAUGGCAGUCAAGUCAUCUCUACUAAAGGUGAUCCUGCUUGGAGACGGUGGCGUAGGCAAGUCGUCCCUCAUGAACCGCUACGUGUCUGACAAGUUUGACGCGCAUCUCUUCCACACCAUCGGAGUUGAAUUCCUCAACAAAGAGCUGGAGGUGGACGGGCGGCGGGUGACCCUGCAGAUUUGGGACACUGCCGGUCAGGAGCGCUUCCGCAGCCUGCGCACACCAUUCUACCGCGGCUCAGACUGCUGCCUUUUGACGUUUGGUGUGGAUGACGCACAAAGCUUCCUCAACCUCGGGCACUGGAGGAAGGAGUUUGCCUACUACGCUGACGUGAAGGAGCCGGACAGCUUUCCUUUCAUCAUUCUCGGCAAUAAAGUCGACGUGGCGGAGCGGCAGGUGACCAGCGAAGAGGCGCAGAGGUGGUGUUAUGAUAAUGGAGGCCACCCAUAUUUCGAAACUAGUGCCAAGGACGCAACAAAUGUCGCUGAGGCUUUUGAAGAGGCUGCAAGGCGUGUCUUGGCGCUGGAGGAUCGUCAAGCACACGUCAUGCCCUCGGACGUUGUGGAUUUGCGCAGGAAGCCGCGCUCUGGCAGUCGCUGUUGUUUGUAACCCCUGGAGGUUAUGGUGAAGUCAGUCCAUGACCCAUUUAAAAGCUGCCUAAUGAACUUGUAAGGACUUACUGAAGCUGUGCAAAAGCUGUAUUAGUCUUUUAGGGGUUUUAUUGAUCCUGGACAUAUUGAAUGUCUAGUAGUAGUAAGUCAAAGCAACUGGACUAUAGUUAUAAUCUUUAAAAGUACCUGCCCACAUGUUUGGUCUGUAAACCUAUUGAAGGCUCUUGCAAAAUGUUUAGCAUUAUCACACAAAUGGCUUUGACUUGAUGCUUUUACACGUUCAAUGUGUCCCAGAAACCCUCACAGACUGUUAGAGCUUCUGCGUAGCAGGUGGCACUAGUGUGCAACAAUCUGUAGCUCCAGUAAGUCCAGUAAAUCUGCAGUUUUUGCAUUAGAGGUCUUUUUAGGCCAGUGAAAAAGUCAAGCACUCACAGGGGAAUAUAGUUUAAUGUACCAGUCAAAGUUUUGAGUACACUGAAUUGAAACUAAGAUAUGAACCCAUUAAAUGUGUCCAUAACCACUUA